Micropterus salmoides (largemouth bass) is the source of this 3308-nucleotide messenger RNA. RefSeq names its product magnesium transporter protein 1-like. Bases 77 to 1063 code for a protein of 328 amino acids. The transcript has 10 exons. The record is from RefSeq and is a predicted model, not a curated record. NCBI's taxonomy places the organism in Eukaryota, Metazoa, Chordata, Actinopteri, Centrarchiformes, Centrarchidae. Gene Ontology annotation, cellular component: oligosaccharyltransferase complex.
AUUGGCUGAGAGGUGACCAAUAGGCAGCUGACAGGAGUUACCGUGUGUGGUGGUCGGGCUGCAGCAGUGGUGCACAAUGUUCGGGAAACUUUCCUAUUUGUUGUUUCUGCUCAUUAUUUUCUACAAUGGCCACACUGACGCGCAGAAGAAAAAAGAGACUCUGCUGUCAGAGAAAGUGACUCAGAUGAUGGAGUGGGCCUCCAAACGUUCAGUCAUCAGGAUGAAUGGAGAUAAGUUCCGUCGCUUUGUCAAGGCUCCUCCCAGAAACUACUCCGUGGUCAUCAUGUUUACAGCCCUGCAGCCACAGAGACAGUGUGGGGUCUGCAGACAAGCUGAUGAGGAGUUCCAGGUGCUGGCUAACUCCUGGCGUUAUUCCUCUGCCUUCACAAACAAAGUCUUCUUUGCAUGUGUCGAUUUUGAUGAAGGAUCAGACGUCUUUCAGAUGCUAAAUAUGAAUUCUGCUCCGACCUUCAUUCACUUCCCAUCCAAAGGAAAACCCCGCAGGUCUGAUACUUACGAGCUCCAGGUCAGAGGCUUUGCAGCUGAGCAGCUGGCUAGAUGGGUGGCAGACAGGACUGAUGUGCAGAUCCGUGUCAUUCGUCCUCCCAACUACGCAGGGCCUCUCCUGCUGGGCUUCCUCCUGGCUGUGAUUGGAGGACUGGCGUAUCUACGAAGGCAUAAUUUGGAGUUUCUCUUUAACAAUAAUGUCUGGGCCUUCUCUGCGCUGUGCUUUGUCCUGAUCAUGACUUCAGGUCAGAUGUGGAACCACAUCAGAGGACCACCUUAUGCGCACAAGAACCCCAGCACCGGACAAGUUAGCUACAUCCACGGCAGCAGCCAGGCCCAGUUUGUGGCUGAGACACACAUUGUCCUACUCUUCAAUGCUGCUAUCACCAUGGGAAUUGUGCUGCUGUGUGAGGCUGCUACCUCUGACUUGGACAUCGGAAAGAGGAAGAUUAUGUGUGUAGCAGGCAUUGGUCUGGUGAUGCUGUUCUUCAGCUGGCUGCUGUCCAUUUUCAGAGCAAAGUACCAUGGAUAUCCAUACAGUUUCCUGAUAAGUUAGAGCUGACCAGCAUCCUCCAGCACAGCAAGUUCAAGACAGGAAGUUCCCCAAAGUGCUCUCAACAAGCAGGGUGCUGUCCAUGGCAACGAUGUCACAUUUUUGUCUGCUAAGCCAUGGUUUGGCUUCUGAUAUGAUGAGCCAAACGUGUGUGUGUGUGUGUGUGUGUGUGUACACAUACAUUGUGCCUUAAACAAAGACUCAACAAGCAAUUAAUUUGCCAGUAACCGAGCCCUAAUCAUCAGAGUGCAUUCUAAACUGUCUCGUGCCAAAAUGUGUUUUAUAGAUUAGAAUUAGGAAAAACAAAAUCAGAAUUUCUUAAAUUCAUUGAUUGGUGAUAGUUUCUCAGUUACUGAACACAAAUCUCAGUCUGUAUCUUUAUUUUUGAAACUGUUGGGACCAUAAACAGGUCAUGGACUCUGUUCUGUUUUGUUUGAUUUUGUUUGUGUGUGCCUGAACUUAAACCAGGAUUUAAUAUUUAUUGAAGAGCAAAGUGGGAGCCAGCAUUCACAUUUUCUGGAAAUAAGUAAUUUUGGUUACACUUUAUAUAGCUCCUGUAAUAUCCUCAUAAUGUCCUAAGAUGUUUUCUGGUAAGAGCAAUACAUUUUGGUACUAAAUGUAGGGAAAAUGGAGAUGUGAUAGUACGCAUAAUAUUAUACCACCACAGGGAAGGACAAAAAACAUUUUUUUCAUGUACAUAAAAACUUUAAGAAAACUUAAAAAGCGGUAAGAAACAUCCCAUCACUAGGCUUAAAAAUGAGUUGCUACUUCUGAUAGGCAUUUCUGAUAUUUCACUUUCUUUUAGUAAUGGAACUAUUAACAUGUUUAAGAAUCACUGACAGUAUUUUUGACUGUAAACAGGGAAGACUUAAAUGCCAUUUCAUUUGGAAUUUCAAACAAGAUGUUGGUCCCCUCUGUAACACAGGGCCUCAAUAUCUGCUAUUGAUGUAGGACCCAUUUGAAGUCUCUAUCAUGUCCGUUCAUAUUGUGUGUUAGUUUUGCUCACUCCCAAACAAGCUUUCUGUUCAAUGGGCACAAACCAGUGGAGAUGCAGUAAGCCUGGGGCUGUUGGUGCCCCUGGAGUUCUGGUUCCCUGUGACAAUUGCCACUUUGGAAAUGUUCACUCUUCCCUGGUGCACGUCUGCCUGGUUAGUAAUCCAGCCUUGAUGGUUUCUGUUAACAACAAAAAGCUUUCCACAGUUGUUAUUUACGCUUCUAUUUGGAAUUUUACUAAGGUUCAUGGGACCUGUUGUACUUAGACCAGUUUAACCAGUAAACGGUAUGUAAAACAUGAUUUCACAGAAACAAAGAAGAAAUGCUACUAACCGAUGGCCAUAACAUAGCCCAGUAAAGACUGUGAUAUCAUCAAGUAGUCCUUUGUUUCUGUGGUGAUGAACAGUGAGGUCAUCAUUUAAAGAAAAGGUUUAGAAUGCAGAUUUGACCUGCAGCUUCACCCACUGCUACUCUAAGCUAUGUGCCUUACACUGCUGAGCCACUAGGGUGUGUGAUGAAUUCUAUACCCAUGACCUGAAUAUAGCAGUGUAAUUUUAAUAAAUCUGAAGGCAGUUUGACCAGGAAGCCAGUUCAGUUCCUUAUCACUUCUCUCCCUCAGUGUAGUGUGUCACAGAGUAACACAUUACAGCGUUCUGUUGACUUGGGGGAUACAUAAAUGAUUAAAUUACAACUUCAUUUUUCCAAACCCAGAAGCAGAAUGCGUCGUCACACUCAGGGUUUGCUCAAACCUAUCUGGAAUCUAAUAGUAUGAAUUACUUGUAGAUUCAGGGAUGGAAGGUUUAAAAUAUUUAUUUUACAGUAUGAUUUGUGCAUUUUCAAAUUUUUUUUAAUCAAAUGACCUCUACUAAAUCUGUUUGGAUUUAUCAAGUCAGUUAACUACACACACAUGGGUUCACAUGGGUUUUGUGUAAUAUACCUUUGUUCUUUUCACCUGUACUAGGUCCGAAGUCAGCUGGUGUUAUGUUAAAACAGAAUAGAAGCAUAUGGCAUAUUAACAGUGCUCACUUACUGUUGAAGAAUGAGUUGGUCCUUUAUUUAGAAGAAAGAAUGGCCUUAACCCCAGAGCAAGAUGAGAUUUUGGAGUGUUUAUACAAAACGUGUUCAUCAGAAGGAUACAUUUUUUUUCUUUUGUAUAAAACCAAGUGCUUUAAAUGUUAUGUGGUUGCCUUACCAGGAUGUACCAGGGGGAAUAUUUCAUCUGAAGUGAUUGAUUGAUUAAAGUGCCUUAACUGCC